AUGACAUCAAAUUCCACAUGUUCUACAGCACUCACUCAUGCUUUAGUAUUAAAAUUUUUGGAAAACAAUAAUUAUGUAAAAACCUUGGAAUCCUUUCGUCAAGACGCACAAGAAAUUAUCGAAAAUGAGGAAAUAUUUGAGCAAGAUAAUGAAUAUACCAAAAAACCAUUAAUGGCAAUCAUUCAGGAAUAUUUAAUGAAUCAACUACAAUCUAAUAUGGAAAAUAUGUCGUUAGAAAGAAUUAUUGAUGAUGAUUUGAUUACACCGGGAAAUAAUGAAUAUCCUCGAUAUCUUUGCGAAUCAUUCUCACAAAUCCAUAUCAACAACAUUUUAAGUGUACGGUUACAAACACUUUCAAUUAGAAGUUUUAAUAAUGGAGAGUACCAAUUCUCGGAAAUUCCUACCAUAAUUACCGGUUCAGCGGAUAAAUCUAUUCGUUUAACAUCAUUGCUCACAGGAGAUACAUUUAGCAUUUGUAAUGAUGUUCAUAAAGGCGGAAUACUUUGUCUGGAUUGUCAUCCAAUUUAUAAUCAUUUAUUGUUAAUAGGAUCAAUGGACUCAACAUGUACGUUAAUAAAUGUUCAUGCAAUGAAUGUAGUACAAACAUUUAAAGAUCAUACGAAAUAUGUCGUCAGAUCAAAAUUUUCAAUGGAUGGAAAAAUGAUCGUGACAGCAUCUUAUGAUCACAAGGUUAACUUUUACAAGGUUGGAAAUGAAGAAAUGUUAUCACGUACUUCAUUAACCCCUAAUACACCGAAUACAACUUUACCAAGUUAUAAUAAGAUUCAUUCGAUAACCUUUGUUGGAAAUAUUGAAUCCAUGUGUUUCUUACCGGACAAUCAAUAUUUGGUCGUUGGUGUACGUGGUGAUAAUUACCUUCAUUAUAUUAAUUUAUCGAAUUUUAUCGAUAAAAAAUAUAAUAUGAAUAGUAAUGGUGAUGAUUGGGUUUCAUUUACUCCAAUGGAUAUUUCCCCUUCUCCACAGAAUCACGGAAGAUAUCUUUUGGUUUCAACUGAUGAUGAAAAUGGUAGAAUCAUUUUGUUUCGCACUCAUUCUUCUCAACAGGUUUUCAACUUUUAUGAUUUGGAAUUCAUCCCUGAUAGAAAAUUAACUAAUCCUAGACAUUGUUGGCAUCCCAAUGGAAAAUAUUUCUUCACUUUUGGUGUAGAUUCCAUCAUCAGAAUUUUUGAUGUUGCCACUAAAUCUAUUGUUCAUAAAUUGGAAGGUCAUAAGGAUAUAGUUAGAGAUCUAUGGUUUGAUCAAUAUAGGAAUUUAUUAGUUUCUUGCGGUUUCGACAAAACUGUUAAAAUUUGGAGUGUUGACGACGUGGGUCACGAUAAUACCAAUGGAAUGAGCAUGUGA
This is a messenger RNA of Funneliformis mosseae, 1362 nucleotides long. The record is from the annotation of a GenBank genome assembly. NCBI's taxonomy places the organism in Eukaryota, Fungi, Glomeromycota, Glomeromycetes, Glomerales, Glomeraceae.